AUGGCACCAAUUUAUGUCGUUACAGCUGCCACCGGUGCCCAAGGCUCAAGCACAGCGCGAGCACUUAUUGCGGCAGGAGCGACUGUUCGUGCAAUCGUUCGCGAUGUGAAUGCCCCUGUUGCAAAAGCUCUUCAAGAAAUCGGGGCUGUUCUUUUCGAAGGAGAUUUUGAUUCCCUUGACACCAUCAAAGACGCUCUCUCGGGUGCCACCGGAUUAUUCUACAACCCCUUUCCCACUCCAACAAUCGUCGGUGAAGCAAACGCUAUUAUCUCGCUCGCAAAGGCGACCUCUACGAUCAGAACUGUCGUCCUCAGUACCGUCUUCUAUUGCGGAUCACCGGCAAUUUGGGAUUAUAACCCAACAGAUUCUCAUAUCUAUCUGUACUAUAAGGGCAAAUUCGAAGUUGAAAAGGCACUCAAGGCAGCCGGAUUUGAGAACUAUACUAUCUUACGCCCGGCUUGGAUAAUGCACAAUUACAUCCUCCCGCACUCUUCUCAUCAUUUCCCUGAACUUAGCGAGAAAGCUGAGCUGGCGCACCUCUAUCCACCUGAGACGGAAAUGAGCCACGUAGAUCCUCGAGAUAUUGGAAAGUUUGCGGCGGCAGCGUUUCUUAAGCCAGCGCAAUUUCGGGAGGAGGAAAUUGAGUUGGGUUAUGAGAAUUUGACGAUUGAGAAGGCGAGGACGACUUUGAGUAAGGUUCUGGGGUUUGAAGUUGCGCAACGGAGGAGAAGUGCAGAAGAGGAGGUGGCUAUGGAGCAGGUAGCAACGACACAGCCCUUUCAGAGAUUGGCGAUCAAUAAGCCACUUACGAUUGAUGGACAGGCUUUGGAGAGGAAGUUUGGUAUUAAGAUGACGGGUUUUGAGGAUUAUUGCUUGAGAGAAAAAGAGGCGUUAGUAAGGAGCAUUCACAAAGCGUGA
Hymenoscyphus albidus is the source of this 918-nucleotide messenger RNA. The record is from the annotation of a GenBank genome assembly. Lineage: Eukaryota; Fungi; Ascomycota; Leotiomycetes; Helotiales; Helotiaceae.